AUGCCGGCCACAACCCAGGAGACGAUCAACCUCUCCUCGACCAAUGUCAUCGUCCACCCGCUAGUCCUUCUUUCGGUCACAGAUCACGCCUCGCGGUCGGCAUCGGGCUCCCGCAAGCGCGUCGUCGGAGUGCUGCUGGGCCAGGAGCUCAAUGGCGGCAAGACGAUCAAUGUCGCCAACAGCUUCGCCGUGCCCUUUGAGGAAGACGAGCGCGACCCAAAGACGUGGUUCCUGGACCACGACUACAUCACGGGCAUGAUGGAGAUGUUCAAGAAGGUCAACGCGCGGGAGAAGAUGGUCGGAUGGUAUCACACGGGCCCAAGGCUGCGCGCUUCGGACCUCGAGAUCAACGAGCUGAUGAAGCGCUUCAUCCCGAGACCGGUCAUGGUCAUCGUCGACCCGAGGCAGCGGGACGUUGGCAUCCCCACGGACGCAUAUCUCGCCGUCGAGGAGAUCAAGGACGACGGCACGGCGACGCAGAAGACGUUUAUGCACGUACCAUCAACCAUCGAGGCUGAAGAGGCCGAGGAGAUUGGCGUCGAGCACCUCUUGCGCGACAUCCGCGACACGACGGCGGUGGGGACGCUCUCCACGCGGGUUUCAUCGCAGCUCUCGUCGCUGAGGGGUCUCCAGUCGCGACUGCUCGAGAUCCGUGAUUACCUCUCUGCCGUUGUCCAGGGGCAGCUUCCCGUCAACCACCAGAUCAUCUACAACCUGCAGGACAUCUUCAACCUGCUUCCUGACCUGGACAAGAACAGCGAGGCGGCCAAGAGCUUCGCCGUGGACAACAACGACCGGCUACUGGUCGUCUACCUGAGCAGCCUUAUCCGCGCCGUCAUCGCGCUGCACGGCCUGGUGGACAACCGGAGGGAAAACGAAAAGGGAGAAGAGGAGAGCUCCAACGCGGCUGUAGGCCUUGCAAACGGCGACAAGGACGCCAAGGAAGGCGGCGAGGACAAGGACAAGGAGGCGUCGGCGGCCAAGGACGACGCCAAGAAGUCGACAAAGUAG
Messenger RNA from Pseudozyma flocculosa PF-1, 1011 nucleotides. RefSeq lists its product as uncharacterized. The transcript is spliced from 3 exons. Gene Ontology annotation, molecular function: protein binding; metallopeptidase activity. Gene Ontology annotation, biological process: proteasome-mediated ubiquitin-dependent protein catabolic process. Bases 1 to 1011 code for a protein of 336 amino acids. Lineage: Eukaryota; Fungi; Basidiomycota; Ustilaginomycetes; Ustilaginales; Ustilaginaceae. The record is from RefSeq and is a predicted model, not a curated record. Gene Ontology annotation, cellular component: proteasome regulatory particle; proteasome complex.